Molecule: messenger RNA, 2943 nt
Organism: Galendromus occidentalis (western predatory mite)
Lineage: Eukaryota; Metazoa; Arthropoda; Arachnida; Mesostigmata; Phytoseiidae
Product: Ribosomal RNA Processing 5
Exons: 20
Coding region: 1-2943 (980 amino acids)
Biological process (GO): rRNA processing
Cellular component (GO): small-subunit processome; nucleus; nucleolus
Molecular function (GO): protein binding; RNA binding
Source: RefSeq, a predicted model, not a curated record
AUGGAGCGCAGAGCGUUCAAACCUAGGAUCCAGAAAAAUCGAUUGGCAGAAAUUGAGGCCAACCUCAAGCUUCUUUUGGCCAAAGGGAUUAAAAUGAAGAAGAGCGAUGCAUCGAUUCUGGCGACUGCACCACGGGAGUUGCUGCGACCAAUCACAAUGGAGCUUUAUGCAUCUCUCACGUCCUUCGAGAAAGCCGAAUUUCGACAAGGAUGCCGGAAAAUUGUCGAUGGCCAAGUCAAAAUCGACAAGGAUAAAUUACGUCAGAAUCUCCUCGAAAGAGACAGCAUCAGGCUCGAGAAGCUCCAGGAUUUUGUCCUCCGGCGUCGGCAGCAGCGGAAGCAAGUCAUCGAGGAACGCUCAGAUAUAGACCGGAAAGAGCCCGGUGCGUUGCUAAGGUUGGGCGCGCUGAAAGAGAAGCAAGCGAAAUAUGCUCUGACAGGGAAGAAUGUGGCUUACGCGUUCGCUGCCAAUAUCGAUGGACUCGAAAAUGAUCUAUCCCGUAAGAAACGAAGAUCCGGCGACCAGAAUAAUGCGACCGAGAAAAAUGGCAACAAGGCAUGGGAACUGCCUGCAAGCAUACCAUCAGUUGCGAAACCGGAACGGUCCCAAGCUGUCUCCGACCCCGAAAAGGCGAAGUCGAACAUCGCAUCUGCGACCGCCGGUCUAAAGACUGCUUACACAUAUUUCCUGGAGAAAUGUAAAUUCAGCAUUGGGGACCAAAAGAAAGCAACGAUCAAGCGGAGAUGCGAAAACGAAGGGUUCCUUCUGGACGUGUGCGGAAAAAUCUGUGCUCUGCAUGUCUCCCAGAUGUUUGUACAACUUGACGAUUUCGCUGAGCCAAUGAAUUGGUUCAACGAGGGACAAGAAGUGACAAUAUUCGUCCGCGAUGUUCUGGAAAUCGAGCAGUGCCCCUUCCUGAUGCGUGUCAGAGGAUUGACGGGCAAUUUGAUAGCCUCCACGACCCUCAUCCCACCGGAUAAGUGGAUAUUUAAGGUAUCAACGCAGUUUUUGACUUUCAAAUGUCCGGCCGACACGGCUUACGACGACAAACUGACGGUCUGUCUGACACCGACGAUCAAGGGUUUCAUUCCCUUCCAAAACUGGGACGACAAGCUCCUUUACUACGCUGCAAAACUGAACGACGGAGCGGCUAUCAACGUUUAUACAUUCAGACUGGAUAGGAAUAUCGGAAAAUUUACCGAUUUCAUGGCUUCCAGAGUUCCGAAAGAUGAGUGCUACAAACUACAAAAAGACAUUGUCGUGCCCAUCAUCCGGUUCAAUUAUUCCGCGUUUCUACUUCCGUGUAGGGCUCGUUUCCAAAGCUGGAAGUUCUAUCUGCCCUUGACUGAAGCGGACGACAAUUACUCAGAGACGGACCGACACGACAAGCUCGUUCCGUGUUUGGGUGUAAUCAUGGCCAUCAACGAGAAGAAAAGAGUCGCUAUUGUUUCAACGAGAGUGUCUCGUCUGAAGAGGGCCACUCGUGAAACCACGCUGCAUGGUCUCUUCCCGAAAGGUCCAACUGCCGUUGAAGAUCGCGGAAUAAUGAACGCGAGAUUGAUCCAUGGCAAAAAGGGAAGCGAGCUCCGAGGUUUCGUUGUGAAGAGCAGGGACGAUGAUCGAACGAAAAUCCUCCUCGGCAUGGACUACAUGUGGCCAAUCAUGGGUCAUUUGAAGGACGAUACCGGAACUCUGCGUAAACGCUUGAUGCAUCUGUCCGUGGUGAGGGUCAGACUGUUGGAAGACGAAUUCGAGACGGCAAAAGGUGUUGUCGUCGAGCUCGCGGAAGCUUCCGACCCGGAGACGAUUCCUUCUGCUCAGGAUGAGACGGAAGAAGAGCAAUCGGAAGAAGGGCACGAAAACGGAAACAAUUCGCUCGAUAAUUCCACCUUGACGGAACUUGCGGAUGAAGAAGGUUUCAACUGGGACUACGAUGCUCAGCCAAACCUCAGCGUACUCGCUCGAGAACAAACGAAAGAGGACUCCGACUCGUCAUCCUCCUCCGACGAUGAUGAAGUUCCAACAGCUCCGAAGAAGAACAAGAGAGAACGAGAGGAAGACCGGCGUAGGAAAGAAGCUGCCAUCCGAGAUGCUGAGCUGAAAUUGACUUCUCCUGCGGGUGCAGUGAGUGAUACCACAAACAUGCCUAAAACUACGGAAGAGUUCGAUCGUCUGGUGAUGGCCGAUCCGAGUGACGGCUCCCUAUGGGUGAAAUAUAUGGCGCACCAUUUGCAGCAACUAGAAGUUGACAAGGCGAGACAAGUGGCCAAGCGGGGUCUGAAGUUCGUCUCAGGAAACGAAGCGGACAAACUCAGCCUAUGGCUUGCUUCUUUGAACUUGGAGAACAUGUACGGCACUCAGGAAUCGCUGGAUACAGUCUUCAAGGAGGCUUUGAAACAGAACGACCCAAUCAAGGUGUACUCCCAUAUGGCGAAGAUCUACGGAAUGACCGGCAAGAACGAACUCUGCCGAGAAAUCUAUCAGAUCAUGUUGAAGAAAUUCAAGCAACACCGGGAGGUGUGGAUCGACUUCGGCUCCUGGCUCUUCGAUAGCGGCUCCUUGCAAGAAGCUCGCCAAUUGAUGAAACGAAGCUUCAAUUCCCUCACAGAGAAAGAACACGUGGAAGUCAUCCUCAAGUUUUCUCAGUUGGAAUUUGCGAAAGGAGAACGUGAUUUCGGCAAGAGUCUGAUGGAUAACUUGCUGCUCUCGUACCCGAGAAGACUAGAUCUUUGGAAUGUGUACAUCGAUCAACUUGUCAAACUGAACGAUUUCGAUGCCGUGAGGAUCAACUUCAACAAGUUGUUGAGUGCCAAACUCCCGGUUCGGAAAAUGAAAUCCGCCUUCAAGAAAUGGCUCGAUUUCGAAACGAAGCACGGCACACCUGAGAGCCUCGAAGAAGUUAAACAAAAAGUUGUUGACUAUAUUGAUCUCGAUCGGACCUGA